GGUGGUCUGGAGCCUGGCUCCCCACUUUUCCCCCACCCCGAGGCAGCGAGGACGUUUGCCUGAAGCAUGCUGUCUCCCGUCUCAGAGGAACCGCUGCUGCUGGCCGAGCUCAAGCCGGGGCGCCCUCACCAGUUUGAUUGGAAGUCGAGCUGUGAGACCUGGAGCGUCGCCUUCUCCCCGGACGGUUCCUGGUUCGCUUGGUCUCAAGGACACUGCAUCGUCAAGCUGAUCCCCUGGCCGCUGGAGGAGCAGUUCAUCCCUAAAGGGUUUGAAGCCAAAAGCCGAAGCAGCAAAAAUGAUACAAAAGGGCGAGGCAGCCCAAAGGAGAAGACUCUGGAUUGUGGGCAGAUUGUCUGGGGUUUGGCCUUUAGCCCGUGGCCUUCUCCACCCAGCAGGAAGCUCUGGGCACGCCACCAUGCCCAAGUGCCAGACAUCUCUUGCCUGAUCCUUGCUACGGGACUCAAUGACGGGCAGAUCAAGAUUUGGGAGGUGCAGACAGGGCUCCUGCUUCUGAAUCUUUCCGGCCACCAAGAUGUCGUGAGAGAUCUGAGCUUCACACCCAGUGGCAGUUUGAUUUUGGUCUCGGCAUCUCGGGAUAAGACACUUCGCAUCUGGGACCUGAACAAACAUGGUAAACAGAUCCAGGUGCUCUCGGGCCACCUGCAGUGGGUUUACUGCUGCUCCAUCUCGCCCGACUGCAGCAUGCUGUGCUCCGCCGCUGGAGAGAAGUCGGUGUUCCUGUGGAGCAUGCGGUCCUACACGUUAAUCCGGAAGCUAGAGGGCCACCAAAGCAGUGUUGUCUCUUGUGACUUCUCCCCCGACUCCGCCUUGCUUGUCACGGCCUCUUACGACACCAACGUGAUCAUGUGGGACCCCUAUACUGGAGAGAGGCUGAGGUUACUCCACCACACCCAACUUGACCUCCCCAUGGACGACAGUGAUGUGCACAUUAGCUCCCUGAGAUCUGUGUGCUUCUCUCCUGAAGGCUUGUACCUUGCCACGGUGGCAGAUGACAGACUCCUCAGGAUCUGGGCCCUGGAACUGAAAACUCCCAUUGCGUUUGCUCCUAUGACCAAUGGUCUUUGCUGCACAUUUUUUCCACAUGGUGGAGUUAUUGCCACAGGGACAAGGGAUGGCCACGUCCAGUUCUGGACAGCUCCUCGGGUCCUGUCCUCACUGAAGCACUUAUGCCGGAAAGCCCUUCGAAGUUUCCUGACCACCUACCAAGUGCUAGCACUGCCAAUCCCCAAGAAAAUGAAAGAGUUCCUCACAUACAGGACUUUUUAAGCCACGCGCCAUAGUCUUGUUUGCUUGUAGCAGGAACAAACUUCCUGGCAGAGGAGUAGCUGGGAACAAUGGGCCAAACAGCUGGUCUUGGAUUGAAAUAGAAUUUCUCUUUGAGACAGUGAACAGAGUGUAGCAAAAGCAGAUGCCGGCGGACUGGUCAUCCAGGUGUUUCUGCGUGACCUGUGGCAGUCAGUCUUAGAGGGGCUCGCAGCUCCGUGGUGGCAGAGCCUUACCUGAAAUCCUCAGCCCACUAAGAAACGGCAACGUUGAACACUUUCUAAAGUCCUUCCAAUUCAGAGCGCAGUGACUAAUGUUGAUUUGAUAAGCAGAGUAACCAGGCCUCGAGAGCCUCUCUGCUGGGGCAGGUUAUUCCCUCGACCGGCGAGUGGGCAAGUGUUGGCUUGUGCCUAGUACUGGUCAUUGUCGUGUUUCAGAUGCAGUGGUGACAUUGUUUAAAAAGUUCUCUCCUGCUGUAUCAGAGUGGCUUUGCUGUUGGCAAGUGCUUGCCUUCCGCGAGCUCCCCUCUGACCAGCAGGACCGAGUUUUCAUGGAGCCGUCUGCUGGGAGGUCGGAGCUAGAUUACAGGGCACUCAGAGGUGUGCUCCUGACUGAUACACUAGAAACGGCUUUUUUUUUUUUUAAUCGGUGUGCAUGUGCCGGAGAUGACAAACGUGUGUGUCUGGGUACACGGGGAUGUAUUCCUCAACUGCAUGACUGUCCAAACGGCGGCUGACUUGUCAGCGGUUUGCUGUUUGCAGCCUAUUUAUUUGUAUUUUCUCAACAGAUGUUAAGGUACAACUGUGUUUUCCUCCCUGGUAUCUAAAAACUAUAGUUCUUAAGUUGAACAGUUGUGAAGAUGUCUCUUCUUCGUUGUUUAGGGAAUUGGUGUUGUCUCCGCUUUGGCUGAUUGUCAUAUACAAGGUCUGACUUCGCUGCUUUGCCUCAUCGGACGAACCAGCCCGGUUCACCUCUACCCCUUACCAAAACUAGCUCCUUGAAAGUACUGUUCUCCUUCAGUGGCGUGUAGUUCUCUGAUCAAGACACCUCAUUCCAAUGAAAUCUGCCUUUGGAAAAUUUAAUAUAUUUUAAAUUAUUUUAAAAGAAAUGCAACAUCUUAUCCUUUGGCUUUCUUACUAGGUGCUUUGUGGAGGCCAGUGUUAACGUGAUAAAACUUGUUGCAAAAGUACAAGAGUCUCCUCUACCACCUUUGUUGCUGAAGAAAAACAUUUCUUUUCAAGAUGAGAGGCUUUCAUUGAAGGAAAAGUUAAAAAG
Molecule: messenger RNA, 2559 nt
Organism: Odobenus rosmarus divergens (Pacific walrus)
Lineage: Eukaryota; Metazoa; Chordata; Mammalia; Carnivora; Odobenidae
Gene: WSB2
Product: WD repeat and SOCS box containing 2
Exons: 8
Coding region: 67-1287 (406 amino acids)
Biological process (GO): intracellular signal transduction
Molecular function (GO): protein binding
Source: RefSeq, a predicted model, not a curated record